Molecule: messenger RNA, 6785 nt
Organism: Triplophysa dalaica
Lineage: Eukaryota; Metazoa; Chordata; Actinopteri; Cypriniformes; Nemacheilidae
Gene: adgrl2a
Product: adhesion G protein-coupled receptor L2a
Exons: 24
Coding region: 857-5338 (1493 amino acids)
Biological process (GO): brain development; adenylate cyclase-activating G protein-coupled receptor signaling pathway; cell surface receptor signaling pathway
Cellular component (GO): neuron projection; membrane
Molecular function (GO): G protein-coupled receptor activity; carbohydrate binding
Source: RefSeq, a predicted model, not a curated record
UCUCUGCCUUUUCUUUUUGAUGCGAGCUUGUAUUACAGUGAGCAGAUAUCUGCAGUCAUUGGCUGAGAGGCCGGCCUGCCCACAGCAUGAGGGAUUGACUCUGUCUUCACUCCGUCCCAAUAAGGGCCAUGUAGCAGUUCAAAUCCAAUGGAAAAUGGCCAAAAGUGGUAUACACUAAAUAAAUAAUCCGACUUAAAGCUCUGCGUAAUCGUCUUCCGCAACAGCCUUUGCUUAGGUCGGACUGAUGAUAAUAUGUUUACGUGAUUAUUUUCUCCGUUACUCCGGAUCCGUUUAAUCCACAGCUCCGGCUCCGGGUUUUCCGCGCAGCCGCUUUCUCGUAGCUCAGCUCAGCGCGCACGGAGCCGCGGGCCGCUCUCUCUCCGGCUGGAGCGGAACUCAGCAAACCCAGCGUAGACGCGCACGGGACUGAGAUAAAUCAAGAGGACUGCAUUUGUGCGUUUGUUCUUUCUUGCUUUGUUUUCGCUUGUUUUUUUUUACCCAGCUGCCUUGCGCACAGGCCGCGUCUCCUCUUUCUCCUCCAGCAGGACGGACGGACUCUCUCUCUCUAUCCCCGCAUCCCUUCAUCCCGGCGCGGUGGAGAGCAGAAGUGCGCGCUCGUCUGCGGGAAUGUGACCGCUCGCUCUCAGAUAAAGGCUCAGACGCGUCCCGUAUGAGCGGAGCAUGUGUGCGGCGUGCGCCGAGACGCGCUGUUCCCGAGCUUCUUCUCUUUAAAGUUUUCAUCAGAUAUUUGUUCAACCUUUAUCCGUUCAUUUACAAAAGGCUUGGAGGUCAAUGAUGGUUAUCUGUGAGAGUGACUUCGCCGGAUCGUUGUGACUACAGUGAUUUCGACAGAAAAAUGUGGAAGGCGGCCAGACCGGUCAAAGCUAGGAUGGGAUGUGCAGAAUGGAGGUCUUUGGCUCUCUGCGGCCUGGUGUUCGUCCUGACGGUUGUGCAGAGUUCUGACGGAUUUAGCCGGGCAGCCAUGCCAUUUGGCCUGGUAAGGCGUGAGCUCUCUUGCGAGGGUUACCCCAUCGACCUGCGAUGUCCAGGAAGUGACGUCAUCAUGAUCGAGAGCGCUAAUUACGGCCGCACGGAUGACAAGAUCUGCGACGCUGACCCCUUUCAAAUGGAGAACGUCAACUGCUAUCUCCCCGACGCGUUCAAGAUCAUGUCUCAAAGGUGUAACAACAGAACGCAGUGCAUCGUCAUCACCGGACCAGAUGUCUUUCCUGACCCCUGCCCAGGAACGUAUAAGUACCUUGAAGUCCAGUAUGAAUGUGUUCCCUACAUUUUUGUUUGUCCCGGAACUCUGAAAGCCGUGGGAGAUCCGUCGUUUCUGUACGAGGCGGAGCAGCAAGCAGGGUCGUGGUGCAAAGACCCCCUGCAGGCGGGAGACAAGGUUUAUUUCAUGCCCUGGACCCCUUACAGAACAGAUACGCUUAUCGAGUACAACUCGCUCGACGACUUUCAAAACUCUCGCCAGACCACGACCUACAAACUCCCCCAUCGGGUCGACGGCACGGGAUUUGUGGUUUACGACGGGGCGGUGUUUUUCAACAAGGAGAGGACACGUAACAUUGUCAAAUUUGACCUGCGGACUAGAAUUAAAAGCGGGGAGGCCAUUAUCAAUAACGCCAAUUAUCAUGACACCUCGCCAUAUAAGUGGGGCGGUAAAACGGACAUCGAUCUGGCCGUGGAUGAGAACGGCCUUUGGGUGAUCUACGCCACUGAGCAGAACAAUGGCAUGAUGGUCAUCAGUCAACUCAACCCCUACACCCUUCGCUUCGAGGCCACCUGGGAUACCACCUACGACAAGCGGUCGGCCUCCAAUGCCUUCAUGAUCUGCGGCGUGCUGUACGUGGUCCGUUCCACCUACGAAGACAAUGAAAGCGAGGUUAGCAAGAGCUUAAUUGACUACAUGUACAACACCAAACAGAACCGAGGCGAGUACGUGGACAUCCACUUCCCCAACCAGUACCAGUACAUCGCCGCUGUGGAAUACAACCCUCGAGACAACCAGCUGUACGUGUGGAAUAACUUCUACAUCCUGCGCUACAAUCUGGUGUUCGGACCUCCCGAUCCAGCUCACGCUCCAGCUAUCUCAGAAGCAUCCACCACACCCAAGAUACUAAAACCCACAACCAAUACGCCGACGACCGUUCAGCAGAGAGGUCAGGUGACUACGGUUACCACUGUAGGGACCAAAGCUGUUAACAAGACGCCCAAAUCACCAGCCGCACCUCCCCAGACCACCACACCACCCCCGUUGGAGUCUUUUCCUCCUCCGGAGCGCUUCUGCGAGAGCGUGGAGCUCAGGGACAUCCUGUGGCCUCAGACGCCUAGAGGCAUGCUGGUGGAACGGCCCUGUCCCAAAGGAACUCGAGGCACUGCCUCCUACCUGUGUGUUCUGUCCACGGGGACCUGGAACCCGAAUGGUCCGGAUCUGAGCAACUGCACGUCCCACUGGGUGAAUCAAGUCGCUCAGAAGAUCCGGAGCGGGGAAAACGCAGCCAACCUGGCCAACGAGCUGGCCAAACACACCAAAGGAGCCAUCUUCGCCGGUGACAUAAGCUCUACCAUGAGGCUCAUGGAACAGCUGGUGGACAUUCUCGACGCUCAGUUACAGGAACUGCGACCAAGCGAGAAAGACUCAACCGGCCGCAGCUUCAAUAAGCUUCAAAAACGAGAAAGAACUUGCAGGGCGUAUAUGAAGGCUAUCGUGGAUACAGUCGACAACCUACUCAGACCGGAGGCUCUAAAAUCUUGGCACGAUAUGAACACCACGGAGCAGACGCAUGCCGCAACCAUGUUACUGGACACCCUGGAGGAAGGAGCCUUCGUCCUUGCUGACAAUUUAAUGGAGCCGGCCAUCGUGAAAGUACCUGCGAGUAAUAUAAUUCUUGAUGUUUACGUGCUGAGCACAGAUGGACAGGUUCAAGAUUUCAGGUUUCCCCAGAGUGGCAGGGCUGGUAUUUCUAUCCAGUUAUCUUCCAACACGGUGAAACUCAACAGUCGUAAUGGUGUUGCCAAAUUGGUGUUUGCCCUUUACAAGAACCUGGGGCAGUUUCUGAGCACAGAGAACGCGACCAUCAAGCUCGGCCACGAGGGAAACGGACGCAACCUUUCGGUGGCGGUGAAUUCAGACGUCAUCUCCGCCUCCAUAAACAAGGAGUCAAGUCGCGUGUUUAUAUCGGAACCUGUGAUUUUCACCCUGGAGCACAUCGACAUGCAACAUUACUACAACUCCAAUUGCUCCUUCUGGAACUACUCUGAGAGGACGAUGAUGGGAUACUGGUCCACUCAGGGCUGCAAGCUCGUCCACGCCAAUAAAAGUCACACCACCUGCUCCUGCAGCCAUCUCACUAACUUUGCGGUGCUCAUGGCUCAUCAAGAGCUAAUGGAUCCAGAUAAGGUCCAGGAGCUCCUGUUGAGCGUCAUCAGUCGUGUGGGUAUCGUGGUGUCCCUCAUCUGUCUGGCCAUGAGCAUCUUCACAUUCUGUUUCUUCCGUGGUCUCCAGAGUGACCGGAACACCAUUCACAAGAACUUGUGCAUCAGCCUCUUCAUCGCAGAGCUCAUCUUCCUCAUCGGCAUCGACAUGACGGAGCCUAGGAUGGCCUGCUCCGUAAUCGCAGGAAUUCUCCAUUACUUUUUCCUGGCGUCGUUCGCUUGGAUGUGUUUGGAGGGGGUUCAGCUCUAUCUGAUGAUAGUGGAGGUCUUUGAGAGCGAAUAUUCACGCAGGAGGUAUUUCUACAUGGCGGGAUACCUCCUACCCGCUGUGGUCGUGGGUGUGUCUGCCGCGGUCGACUACAGGAGCUACGGGACCAAGAAGGCAUGCUGGCUCAGAAUGGACAAUCACUUCAUCUGGAGUUUCAUUGGACCGGUCACCUUCAUUAUCAUGCUCAAUCUGGUGUUCCUGCUCAUCACGAUGUACAAAAUGAUGAAACACUCCACGUCGCUGAAACCCGAUUCCAGUCGGCUGGAGCACAUAAAUAAUUAUCGCGUCUGUGAUGGCUAUUAUAAUUCUGAUUUGCCUGGGUCGUGGGUCAUGGGCGGCUUUGCUCUCCUCUGUCUCCUGGGCCUGACCUGGACGUUCGGGCUGUUCUUCAUCAGCGAGUCGUCUGUGGUGCUGGCAUACCUCUUCACCAUAUUUAACACCUUCCAGGGCAUGUUUAUCUUCACCUUCCACUGUCUCCUUCAGAAGAAAGUUCGGAGAGAGUACAGCAAAUGUCUCCGUCACACGUACUGCUGCACCGGGAGACCGACAGAGAGCUCUCACAGCUCCACAAAGACCUCGACGACGCGGACAAGCGCUCGCUAUUCCUCUGCUACUCAGAGUCGAAUCAGAAGAAUGUGGAACGACACAGUGAGAAAACAGUCUGAAUCUUCUUUCAUCUCAGGAGAUAUCAACAGCACAUCAACACUAAAUCAAGGAAUGACGGGCAAUUAUCUUCUUACUAACCCUCUGCUGAGACCGCAGGGCACUAAUAACCCCUACAACACAUUACUGGCUGAAACUAUCGUAUGUAACACGCCGACGGUACCGGUCUUUCACUCACCAGUGACCUACAGAGAGACAAGACACUCGGUGAUCAGCGGCAGAGACAUGAACACGUUCGGUACUCUACAACUCAACGGAAACUUUAAUAACAGCUACUCACUUCAUAACUACGGCGACGGCGUGCAGGUGGUGGAUUGCGGGCUCAGUCUCAACGACACGGCCUUCGAAAAGAUGAUCAUCUCUGAGCUUGUGCACAACCACCUCAGGGCCGCCGAGUCACGAAUCAGCACCAAAAGGGGGGGCGGGAUCGGCAGAGGGGAGGAGCCCGUCAUCGCAGAGACGUCGUCCCUCGUGCAGGUGGGGGGAGACAGCGAAAUCGGGGGUCUGGGGCUGCACCACACGCACCCUCGCACGCUAGAAGCCCCCCUCAUCCCCCAGCGAACUCACUCGCUCCUGUACCACACGCAGGAGAGAGCGAGGCCCGACACGGAAGUUCCGCAAGUUCACGGCUUCAUCAGCCAACUCCCACCUCCCGCCGAGACCGCCCUGCCCUCCCCCAGCAGAGACUCGGUGUACACCAGUAUGCCAAACCUCAGAGACUCGCCGCUCUCGGAGAGCAGCCCGGACGUCGGGCAGGACCUGUCGCCCUCCAAACACAGUCCGAGCGAGGACGUUUACUAUAAAAGCAUGCCCAACCUGGGGUCCGCCCAGAAUCUGCACGCGUAUUACCACAUGAGCAGAGACGGUAGCGAGGGCCUCGUCGUCCCCGUCGCGAAAGACGACUGUGUCCCCGAGGGGGACGUACGGGAGGGACAGAUGCAGCUGGUCACAAGCCUUUAAAGCUGGUCAUUUUCAAACGAACUGCAAGCACCGCCCACCAUGUACACAGCCCCGCCCAUCCACCGACAGCCAAGAGAUCUUCCUGUUUUUAGCCUCCCACAUAACUGCACAUAUGCUGGAGAUGAACCGCUGCUGUCGGAUGAGUUAUAGCCGGCCCAGAUGGAAUCUUUUUUGGGGGGGUGCUGUUUUUUAGGGCGGGUGGAAUUCUCUGAAAUGUAUUAAACAGAGUAAAAAUUCAUUUCUUAAACAGAAUUGUUGUCCUGUUUUCCAGUUCACGAUAACUUGAAAGGCUACUUUGAGAUUUUUUUAUCUGUGUUACCCAUUGGCAAAUCUAAAACAAUUGAAAAACCAAAUUGAUAUGUUUUCUGAAGAAAACAAUGCACACAAUUUUCCUUCUUAUGUAAAUUGAAAUUAUUUCAUGUAUGUUUAGAUAUUCAUAUUGGAAGCAAGACAGAAAUGCUGUUCAUGGAAAGGAUUUUUUGCUGUCGCUUGUCGGUAGAUGAAUAAAUUAUCGAAUUACCAAGAAUAUUUCAUAAACGAAACACUCGAGGGGUGGGGGAUGUGUUCAACUUUGUGACAAUGUUUCAGUUCUGUGGAAAUCUGACAAGCUCUCCACGUGCACAGAUUCCGUGUGGGCCUGGUUAUAGGAAUACAGUUUCACAUAAAAACAUAAAAACCAACCAAAAAAAUAUUACAGAGUUCUUGUCCCAGUGCAUACGUGCAUACAUAAAGAUUGUACAUAUGGUCACAUUUCUCUUUAAAACGCAGUUUUUUAUUAUUAUUAUAAUUAUUAUACAAAAAUCGAAAUUCCAGACCCUAAAGACAUGCAGACAUUGCCCUACUUGAAUAAAAAUUUAGCUGGCUGGAUCUUUAUCACAACCAUCAACAGUAUCUCACAUGACCACUAGCAAUCAAACCCCAGGCCUUAUAUUUUCUCAGUCUUAAUCGAAAGCAUAGGGGGUUAUGAUAUAGCAAAGAACAAAAAUAUAUAUUUUGUUGUAUGGAUUGUGUAAAAUACAAAUAAAUAAUGGCAACCCUAAAUGUAAAGAGUUUUCGAAAAGAUGACUGUACAGAGUUUUGAAGAGCGUUUAAUGGAUCUUACCAAAUGCACGAAAGAAAGCAAUGGCAACGCCAGGUGCUGAUCCCUUCCUGAAAAAGAUGUUUUGCUGCUUUUGUUCAUUUCAUUGUAGAUUCCCAAAAUUUUGUGCCUUGCACAAAUUUAUUUUGUGCAAAUCUGUGCAACGCAUGAAAUAUGUAGCGAUCGGAGGCCGCAGCGUGGGACGACGCAUACUGCAGCUGGGCUUGGAUAUUUAUUUAUUAAAUUAUUCUGCGAAAAAUGAUAGUUUGAGAGUCUUUUUGUGAAUAUUUUACAGCACUGGUUGACGUAGUUCAUUCUCAUAAGCAUUGUUAAGGAACCCAUCAUGAUAAACAUGUUAAGGAGCCCGUU